AUGUCAGAUGGAGUCACUGGCGCGCAGAGGAAGAUGUGCUCGCUGUCAUCUUUUCUCUCUCAGGACGCUCCCAGCGCCGCCCUGCACGAGACCAUCGGUGACGUUGUACACCUGACGACCCUGGCACCACCCUCCCCGCGCCGCGCCCACCCCCUCACGGGUGAUGCCCUACGGAGCCUGCUACAGGAGGCCCUCACCAAGCUGCCGCGCCUCGCCUUUGCUGCCGCCCUGGAUACGUGGCGAUGGGACGCCUUCCAGAGCAAGGUGUCGCCUGAGGACUAUAACGAGUCGUUCUGGCGUCGCCGCGGACACUACCAAGGUGUGGCUGCCCCAGCACCCCGCCCCGCCCUCGCCUUCGACCCCGCCGGGAAGUACCACGUGGCGGAGAACAUUCCCUACGUGAGGUAUCUGGUGGCGGUCGUGGCUCAGUACCAGGUCCAUCGGGGACUGUGUGAGGCUGCCUUGGGUCGUCCGCUGCCCAUACCACCUCGUGAAUGCCCCGUCGCCGCCAUACGCACUGCCGUUCCCCUCCUCAGGAAGGUGAUGGCUGCGGGCGCCUCGAUCACGUGGAGAGAAGCACUAGGGACGCUGACGAGUACUGAGGACUUGGAUGCCACUCCGCUCCUGCAGUACUUUGCGCCGCUCACCCGCUGGCUGGAGCAUCGUGUUCGCCUCGGCAACCUCACCGUUGGAUGGUAAUCGCUCAUCCCAUCUCACUGCUCUCAAUAUACCGUGCAGCACACUAGCCCUCUUGUUACAAGACUCUCUCUUCUCAGCGCCCAGAUUUUGUCACAAUCCCUUAGUCCCGAGUUUUAAGUCUCCAGACCAUGCAGCUUGUAAUAUCACAAACCUCCAGCGUACUGCAGCAUCAGCCCCAAACUUUAAGCUUACAACAUUCUAGACUCUGAUACUCCAGCCUCUUAGUAUUGCAAACCUUUUGUGUAGCUGCUGGCCUCUCAGUCUUCAAUGUAGUUAUAUAUCCGAUAAGACUAUACAUCCUUGUAACUCUGCAAAGCUCUACGGAACUAUUAACUACUUCAACACUGCACAUAGCUGAAAAAAUUCCAUGCACAGCUUUGUACAGCCUCAUACAGUCCUUUACAGCUCACACAACACACUUCAAGCCUGGUAUAUCCCGUCUUUCCUUCACGUGUGCAAUGUACCCAAUGUUAUAUGGACUAAAUCUCGCCGCAGUCUCGCCAGUGGUGGCUCUUACUCUGUCCUUCACUUUACCUCUUCCUUCACUUGCAACUUAUGAUAACUGAUUCCACUACAUUGCCCUCGAUGACAACACUCCACCACCCCCUCCUUCACCUGCACGUUAACUGAACCUUCCAUCAUGUCCCCCUCGAUGACACCACUCUACCUUGCACCACCUCCUUCAUCUGCACACUAAUUGACCCCUCUAGGACGCCCCCCUCGAUGACCCCACUGGACAUUAUCUUCACCUAAACGUCCACAACAAAUCCUCAAAUCCUCGUUCUUUCACACCUGCGACAAGUCUAUCAUACUCAGAAGUCAUCAUCAUAUCAAAGGCGUCCAUGUAUCGCUAAGAACUUCUCCCAUGUCCCUACUGGCGCCUUACUUCACACAGCCACGCUCCUCCCCUCCCAAUGAUGAAGUGAGUGAUGUGGAGGUGGAGUGCAAGACUGUGGGGAAAAGGCAAACCUGGAUUACUGGGAGGUCGAAUGAUCCAACACUGCAAUGAUGAAUACAAUAAUAAUGAUGAUAACGAUGAUAAAAAAAGCUAUACUUCUUCACUUCCUCUUCCUCCUCCUUCUUCUUCUUCUUCUCCUCCUGGAACACUGGGAUAAUGGAACACAGCUAUGGUAAAUAUAAUAAUAAAAAAAAAAUAGCCAUACUUCUUCACCUCCUUUUCCCCCCUCCUCCUUCUCCUGGAACACUGGAAUAAUGGAACACCUAUGAUGAAAACAAUGAUAAAAAAAUAGCCAUACUUCUUCACCUCCUCCUUUUCCACCUCCUUCUUCCCCUUCUCCUCCUCCUGGAACACUGGGAUAAUGGAACACUACUAUGAUAAAUACAAUGAUAAAAAAAUAGCUAUACUUCUUCACCUCCUCCUCCUCCUCAUGGGCCAUAGAGCGGCGGUAUUUCAUCCCUGCGAGGCACCAGGUGGAGGGUGGAGGGUGGAGGGUGCGGCGAACAAAACUGUCAAGUGGGUGGCGCCGUCUGGCCGUCUCGGUUGACAGGGCCGCGGAGGGUCACCCGUGUUAUUACCAGCGGCUGGAGCCCAUAUUUGUCGCAUCGGGUAAUAGGCUUCCUCAAUGCGACCUUCCCUCCCUCCAUCCCUCUCUUCCUCCCCUCCCAGUGGACCCCACCGCGGGAGCCUAACAAGCUUAAACCAAAGGGCCUCCUCCUCUCCUCCUCUUCUUCGUUUCCCCUUCGUCCCCUCCCCGCAACCUACCCCCGUCCGCGCCCCGAGGCAGUGGAGCAUUCAUAACCCGUUUUCUGUUGUAUGCGCGUCGAAGAGAGAGAAAAACGGGGAUCCCAUCACAGCUGUUUGCCAAGGAAGGGAGUUUCCGUAACGUGUCAUCCUUCGUGCAUUUUUGUAGUCGCUCCACCUUGUGACGGAUAUAAUGCAGCUUUCCUGCCGUGACCGUGACGACCUGA
Portunus trituberculatus (swimming crab) is the source of this 2628-nucleotide messenger RNA. RefSeq names its product angiotensin-converting enzyme-like. Bases 1 to 699 code for a protein of 232 amino acids. The record is from RefSeq and is a predicted model, not a curated record. Gene Ontology annotation, molecular function: metallopeptidase activity; peptidyl-dipeptidase activity. Gene Ontology annotation, biological process: proteolysis. Gene Ontology annotation, cellular component: plasma membrane. The transcript has 5 exons. NCBI's taxonomy places the organism in Eukaryota, Metazoa, Arthropoda, Malacostraca, Decapoda, Portunidae.